This is a messenger RNA of Mesorhabditis belari, 1209 nucleotides long. NCBI's taxonomy places the organism in Eukaryota, Metazoa, Nematoda, Chromadorea, Rhabditida, Rhabditidae. The record is from the annotation of a GenBank genome assembly.
AUGCUCGCGCUUUGUGCACACACGCGUGCCCCAUCUACCGUAGUUCUGCACAAACGUCGGAAAAAGAAGCCUCUCAUCAUGUCAACUGAAGUGAUCAGCGAAAUUCCCGAUCCACAAGCACAAUCACAGGAAGAUGCAAACAAGGAACAACAAGCGGAUCCGGCCCAGAAGCAACUUCUCAACUAUGUGUUUCGAUCGAUGAAAAGGACCUACGAUUUAUUUGCCACCGAUUACACAAAAUAUCCAGAUGUUGAUGACUCUGAUAACACGAUGAUGAAGCAGUUCAAAAAGCAAGGCGAAUACAAAGGCGUUUUGCGCCACGUCGAAGAAGAAAAACGAAAGAAAGAGGAGGAAAUCAUGCAGUUGCCCACAUCAACUAAAAUUUCUGGUACCGUUAUGAAAUCUGGAACCGAUACUUUGGCAAUCACAGCCGGUGAUGGUGGUGCACAAGGAGCAAAGAAGACAGGACAAGGACAACUACUAUCUGUGCUACCUGUUGGUUCACAGUCUCGAGCCGAAGACAACACAACGAAAGCUCUUCUGCCCUCAAAAGCUCCGAUGAUGAUCAAACCAAAGUGGCACGCUCCAUGGAAACUUUAUCGAGUGAUUUCAGGACACACUGGAUGGGUAAGAGCUGUUGAUGUUGAGCCUGGAAACGAAUGGUUUGCAACUGGUGGAGCGGAUCGUAUCAUCAAAAUCUGGGACUUGGCCAGUGGUCGCUUGCGGCUCUCACUUACCGGUCACAUCAGCUCGGUGCGUGCGGUGAAAGUCUCCCAUCGAAAUCCGUUCCUUUUCAGCGGUGGUGAAGAUAAACAGGUGAAAUGUUGGGAUCUCGAGUACAACAAAGUUGUGCGGCACUAUCACGGCCAUUUGAGUGCCGUGCAAGCAAUCGCUGUUCAUCCAACACUUGACAUACUGGUGACGACGGCUCGUGAUGCUACUGCCAGGGUUUGGGAUAUCCGAACAAAGGCUCAAAUUCAUUGCUUGAGUGGACACACGAAUACAGUAGCCGAUGUAGUGUGUCAGUCAACCGAUCCGCAGGUUAUCACCGCGUCUCACGACUCGACCGUUCGUUUAUGGGACCUCGCCGCCGGAAAAACUAUGUGCACGCUCACACAUCACAAGGUUCGUGUUUUUUUGACUUCCGAUUUAUUGGAACCAUCAAACGAACCAAUGAGAUCAUGUAGCCAUUUAUUGGAAUGUGAUGCG